Molecule: messenger RNA, 1392 nt
Organism: Salpingoeca rosetta
Lineage: Eukaryota; Choanoflagellata; Craspedida; Salpingoecidae
Product: CAMK/CAMK1 protein kinase
Exons: 11
Coding region: 28-966 (312 amino acids)
Biological process (GO): protein phosphorylation
Molecular function (GO): ATP binding; protein kinase activity
Source: RefSeq, a predicted model, not a curated record
GCCAAUUGUACUACACAGAGGACAACGAUGGAUGGUCGCUUUGAGAUCGGCAAGGAGAUUGGGAAGGGCGCCUUCUCCGUGGUGCAUCGUUGCAAGCGUCUGGAGGAUGGCAAGAUCCUCGCCGUGAAAGUCAUCGACAAGGCCAAGAUCAAGAAGCCGCAGGAUCUCCAAUAUGAGAUUGACAUCCUCAAAGAGCUGAAGCAUGAGCACAUCUUGGGGCUGAUCGAAGCCGUGAACACGGAGAAGAAGUGCUACCUCGUCACCGAUCUGCUCGGCGGCGGCGAGCUGUUUGACCACAUCAUCGAGCAAGGCUCGUACACGGAGAAGGACGCCGCGGGCAUCCUCACCCAAAUCCUUGACGCCCUCAGCUAUCUCCACACAAACAGCGUCGUCCACAGAGACCUCAAGCCGGAGAAUUUGCUGUGUGCAUCGCGCGAAAACCCGACACAGCGCAUCGUCAUCUCUGACUUUGGCCUCGCCCGCAAGCUCAACCCCGAUGAGAAGCUCUCCAACGCGUGCGGCACCCCAGGAUACGUCUCGCCCGAGAUCCUGCUGCAUGAGCCAUACGCGUACGAGGUCGACAUCUGGGCUCUCGGCGUCAUCGCAUACAUCCUGCUUGUUGGAUACCCGCCGUUCUACUCCGAGGACGACAAUGACCAGGAAGUGCUGCAGAUGACAAUGGAGGGCAAGUACGACUUUGAUGAGGACUGGGAGGACGUCUCGGAAUCAGCCAAGCAGUUUAUCCGGGGGAUGCUGGAGAUGGACACGAAGAAGCGCUGGUCGGCCCGCCAAUGCCUCGAGCACUCAUGGGUGCAGGGCCACACCGCCGCCAACGUCAACAUUGCCGAGCGCGUCUCCUCAAAGAUGAAGGCCCACUUUGCGAAGCGCAACUGGAAGAAACUGUUCAACGCGCAGCGCGCCAUUCAGCGGUUCCGCAUGGACUUUGGCAGCAAGAACGAGAGCUGAAGGCAGCACUGCACCCCCCCCCCCUCUUUUACGCAUCGUUGACAACCACUCCCGUCAUCGCACCAUCCUGAAUCGCUCUGAUCUUCAUAUCGCCGCAACUCACUGUCACCACACAAGUUCCCACCACCACCACCACCGACAACAACGACAGCAUCCACGGCAACCCAAGCAGCGAGGGUCAUACCAAUGAUUACCAGGCUGUUAUUGCUGCGUUUUCGUGCGUUUCCCUUUGCCUGUGUCACAUCACCAACCCAUCCCUUCACUCCACAUGGCAAAAUGCUUGCAAGCAAACCACCCUUGACACCCCACACAACCGUGCUUUUUCCCCUGUGUGUCAUACAUACGCGCAUCUUGCUCGCUCAGUUUCUCUUCCUUCUCACUAUCGUCCCAGCGCGCACACCGCGCUGAUACAACAUGUCAAACGUG